AUGGAGUCUUUGUCUGCAAGUGAGCAGCGCAUUUUUAGCAAUGGCAUGAUUUGUGCUUUUGAAGGCCUUAACAACAUCAAAGUUGACUACACCAAACUGGCAGCAAUGUCAGGCCUCAAGAAUGCUUCUGUCGCAUCCGUUCUGUUCAACAAGGCUCGACGCAAGCUUGUUUCCUUGAGAAACAGCGAAGACGGCGUAAGUCUCAUCCAGAAGGCUGCGGCUCCUGAGAAGGUCACCAAGCGCACUGCUGGCCGUAAAAACACGGCAAAAGCAAAAAAGACUACAGAUGAUGUUCCAACUGCUGCGUAUCUCGCUACCGGUGCUGAUUCCCCCGAGGACUCCAGUGAGAGCACGCCUGUGAAAAAACGCGUUGCGGGAAGACGCGCCGCGACAGCCAAGAAAAUCAAAAGCGAAACCAAAGUCACUGACAAUGCGAUCGACUUGAUCAACGAUUCUAUCAAGCUCGAAGAUGGCAUUGGCUAUGAAUCCAUGCUUGGACAUUUUGGUGAAGGCAUUAUCGACAACACUGUGUAUGGCGCCGUUCACAGCUCUUCCCAAAUCACCAACGAAGUGGAUGUCAAAGAAGAAUAUGCCUAG
Ophidiomyces ophidiicola is the source of this 597-nucleotide messenger RNA. RefSeq lists its product as uncharacterized. Lineage: Eukaryota; Fungi; Ascomycota; Eurotiomycetes; Onygenales; Onygenaceae. The record is from RefSeq and is a predicted model, not a curated record. The coding region runs from base 1 to 597 and encodes 198 amino acids. The transcript is spliced from 4 exons.